Molecule: messenger RNA, 2212 nt
Organism: Cercospora beticola
Lineage: Eukaryota; Fungi; Ascomycota; Dothideomycetes; Mycosphaerellales; Mycosphaerellaceae
Source: RefSeq, a predicted model, not a curated record
AUGGACGAAGAGGCGAUCGCCGAAAGUGCGAUGCGAGCUCAACUUGCUGGCAUGAGCAACCCUCUUUACCCAAUUGCGCGCACACCACAGACGCAAUUUCCCUUUGUGUUCGAGCGCCCAGCUCCGCCUCAACAUCUCAUCGGGCCAGGUCACUGGACGUUCCCCACGCCCGAGGCCCACCUCGCGGCUGUCCGCUUCGGCAACGCAAAUGGUUUCGGCACUGCUGGGCUAUCUCAGCUCAGCGCCAACCACACCUGGCACAUGCGUGAGAUUUACAAUGGUCCGCUCGAACCGGGGAGCAACCGCCUUGUGCAAGAUCCAACAGCGGGCAUCGGACUUGCCAGGGAGCCCGCUACUCAACCAGUCCCUCGCGCUGAACCCAACGUCGAGAGCACGACGCCGAAGCGGGCUGCCACAUCCAACAUCGAUAGCACGAAGCCGAAGCGAUUCGUCAAAUCCAACAUCAAGAGCACGACGCGCCAACUCAUUGUCAAACUUCCGAUCAAGAGCUGGAAGCCGAAGCGGGCUACCAAGUUCGACAUCAAGAGCACGAAGUCGAAGCGUGCGGGUCAACUCAACACCAACAGCAAGCACGUGAAGCGAGCUCGCGUCUUGAGCAAGCUUAAGGCUUCCUACUCUCAACCCAGCCCUGUCCGCGCCCGAACGAAGCGUCCCUCCCGACUUCGCCAAGUGCAUGGCCCGGACGACGUGGACACUGACUCCGAUGCCGAUGCUCACAGUCACGCUGACUCCGCGCACGAGUCAGAGGAGGCGGUCAUCACCGGCAGUGUCGGUACUGCCGAUGAUCCAUCUGCGGACAGCUCGUCCGAGACCACGCACCCAUCUCCUCGCUCUCAAACACCCGGCCCAGACAACCCGGAGGCUGAUCUCGGCGCCGGCGUCGACCCUCGUAGUGGUCUCGCACAUGAGCCAACCAACAACGACCUCAUGGAUCAGAGCAUCGUCGCCCAUGACCUCGAAGGCAGGGAAAUCAAGAAGAAAUACCACACUCAGAAGUUCGAGAACAUAUGGAACAAGGUCACUAGCAAGAUCACGCUCGACCGUGCACCUGCCGUGGUUGGCGUGCCAGAGCCCCACAAGCUCUGGUACUAUGAUGGCUUACGCUGGGUUAUCUGGCCGCGCGGUCAAGAGAGAGCCUGGGACGAUGAGAAGUGGAUCGACAGCCUGAACAAGUACCGCGACCAGUCCGCUCGCCGCGAUGGCUGGAUGAAGAAGCGUGAUGCGCCAAUCUUCCAGUACACGACCGAGCAUCUCGACUGGGUCUGGGAGUUUGUGAAGGAAGCUGAGGGCAAGAUGCCUAAGCAGUCUCCUCGACGCAUUGCUGAGCUCUUCAACGAGAAGUUUGGCUUGGUUGGUCUGGAGUCUGCGAGAAGUGACGAGCGCAUGAGGAGGCUGAUGUGGAAGAUGUGCGAGGAUUACAAGGAGAACGGCGGAGAGAGCAGGAAGCUGAGGGCGUAUGAGGAUGGUCCACACAAGAAGAGCAAGGCCAAGGGUAAGGGCAAGGGUAAAGGCAAAAAGAAGACUACCACCGAGGUCGAGAUGGAGGAUGUCGACACGGCGGAUGAGCAAGAGCAGUCCACGCUGGAAGACGAUGCUGUCGCCGGGCUGAUGGGAUUGGGACGUGGUGGCGGCGACGCGGAUGAUGUGUCGGAGUAGAUGCUUUGCUGUUGCUGUUGGCUUGAGAAAGGUGCUUGAAGAUGCUAUGCUGUUGCUGUUGGCUUGGCAAAGGUGCUUGGAGACGCUGUCGCCGGACUGACGAGACGAAAAAGCAUUGGUGGCAACGAAGGUCAUGAUGUGUACGAGUUGACGAAAGCGUUGGUGCUGUGCGAAUGCUGCUGCUCUUAGCUUGGAAAAGGGCGCUCGAUGAUUGGCUACCUUUACGACUGUUUUGUUCGUAUAAGUUGAUCUGCGUUUGAGUUGCUGCUGUAGACUCCGUAGAGAAAAGUCAAUAAUUGCAUUUGAUCGAGACUACUUUUGAGACCAUAACAGAUGUGCGAAGAUGACUGAACUUUUUGCAGGACUUCCGUACUACGGAGUUCUACGAGAUGAGGUGAAGUCAGCCGGAGACCUCGUCCGUAAGCAUCCCGGCGCGCUUGUACCUGGCCGAAGUGAUGUCAGAUUGGUGAAGAGGUUGUCGGAACCGGGGGUUUGAUGCGGCCGAGUCCUUCGUAAUGCAAGAUUUCUGACAGGG